Homalodisca vitripennis (glassy-winged sharpshooter) is the source of this 993-nucleotide messenger RNA. RefSeq names its product estradiol 17-beta-dehydrogenase 8-like. Bases 171 to 902 code for a protein of 243 amino acids. The transcript is spliced from 6 exons. The record is from RefSeq and is a predicted model, not a curated record. Gene Ontology annotation, molecular function: oxidoreductase activity, acting on the CH-OH group of donors, NAD or NADP as acceptor. Lineage: Eukaryota; Metazoa; Arthropoda; Insecta; Hemiptera; Cicadellidae.
AAUGAUAGAGUGAACAGUGAAAAUAAAACUAAAUGUUUAUGUAGAUAAACAAACAUUUGAUAAGAAAUGUGAUAACCUAUUAUUGUAGAGCGCUUUUGGUUUAUUACACAUACAUUUCUCGCCAGAUUUAUAGGGUAUAAGCUGAUAAUUGAACGCAUUUUUUCUUCGAAAUGUUGAGUGGGAAAUUAGCGCUUGUUACAGGCGGAGGGAGUGGAAUUGGGCGAGCGGUUUGUCUGUUGAUGGCAAGAGAAGGUGCUAAAGUUGUUGUUUCUGACUACGACUUCAAAACUGCAGAGAAAACUGUGUCACUCUUGACCGGGGAGGAGCAUAUGCCUCUACAGUUGGAUGUCAGCAACCCUACCCAAGUCGGCCAAGCCGUACCCACUAUCCUCGCCCGAUACUCGGCUCCGCCUACUGUCCUAGUCAAUUCAGCUGGGAUCACUCGGGAUGCCUUCCUUCUCAAGAUGUCCUUGGACCAGUUCACUCAGGUGCUGGAUGUUAAUGUGACCGGAACCUACACAAUGACGCAGGCUGUCUGCCAGGCUCUGGUCGCGGCUAAGAGUGGAGGUUCAGUGGUGAACAUCGCCAGCGUGGUGGGUCAGACCGGCAACAUGGGACAGUGUAACUACGCCGCCAGCAAGGCAGCGGUAGAGGCCUUCACCAAGACCGUGGCCAAGGAGAUGGGAACAUAUGGAAUACGAUGCAAUGCUGUCGUGCCAGGGUUCAUUCAGACUCCUAUGACGGAAAAGAUUCCUGAUAAAGUGAAGAAUAUGUUCACAGCACAAGUACCUCUGGGUCGUAUGGGAACUCCUGAAGAAGUAGCAGAGGUCAUUGUUUUCCUUGCCUCGGAUCGAUCAUCUUAUGUUAAUGGAGCUUCCUUCAAUGUUACGGGUGGAUUAUGAGUUCAAGGGUAAAAUAUGUUAAUUUGCAUUUGUUAUACGUGGUUUAUAUGUAUUUUAUUUUUAUAUGAAAAAAUAUAUUAUUCUAUUGUUU